Messenger RNA from Neohortaea acidophila, 723 nucleotides. RefSeq lists its product as uncharacterized. Bases 1 to 723 code for a protein of 240 amino acids. NCBI's taxonomy places the organism in Eukaryota, Fungi, Ascomycota, Dothideomycetes, Mycosphaerellales, Teratosphaeriaceae. The record is from RefSeq and is a predicted model, not a curated record. The transcript has a single exon.
AUGACCGCUCGGCAGCUGAUUCACCACGCCCGAGAUCCAACCUCUCCAUCCCAGAACAGAGGCAGGGCAACAGCGAUCGGCAGAAUCCCUGGGACGAGUCCCGGCUUCGGCUCCUUCCUCGAUGCGAAAGACGGCUCGCACGAACACCGUCCACAACUCCCUCUCGCGAUCCCUCGUGGGUUCGUGACUCUGCAAAGCCGCGUCUAUAUCUCCGAAAGUCUGAUGGCGCUGCUAAGCAGGACUUCGUGCUUCGAUUUCAUCAGCCAGGGCACGGAGACCAGGCUGCAGCAAUUGCUGGUGGACCUGACGUUUCGGUCUCACGAGCAAACAGCCGCUGGCGCUUGCGACUCUCCGUUGCAAGACUACCUCCGCAUCGCAUGCAUCUCCAUGUCCAUUUACCAGGGCCAGCAUACCGAUGCCGCCGUGUUCGCCAGGGACGACAGAUAUCAGAGAGGCCUGGAAGCGGCGUGGUCCGAGGCAUGGCUCCUCGACCGGAAUGCGCUGCGGACGCCGCAGUCGGCAGAAGCAUCGUUGUGGGCGGUCUUCAUCAUCAGCGUUACCACCGGCACCAGCAGCAACCUCUUCCGCCCGCUGCUUUGUACUUUGCUGCAGGACCUUCACUUGUCCAGCUGGGUCGAGGUCCGGAGCGUGCUCUUGGGCUUCAUCUACCCUGUCAGCUUAUUUGAUGGGCCUUGCAGAAUGCUCUAUGAUGCUCUGUUCUGA